Molecule: messenger RNA, 1173 nt
Organism: Jaculus jaculus (lesser Egyptian jerboa)
Lineage: Eukaryota; Metazoa; Chordata; Mammalia; Rodentia; Dipodidae
Product: lymphocyte antigen 6D-like
Exons: 3
Coding region: 1-339 (112 amino acids)
Molecular function (GO): acetylcholine receptor inhibitor activity
Source: RefSeq, a predicted model, not a curated record
AUGAAGACCCACCUGCUUUGGCUGCUGCUCCUGACCUUGCUGGGAUGGUCAGCUGAGGCGCUGAAGUGUUACGAGUGCACCUCAACAGAAAACUGUCUCCAGCCCACAAUUUGUGACGCCAAUGCCCACUACUGCCUGACCAUAUGGAACACUCCUCCCGGUCUGCAAGUGGUGGUUAUAAAAGCCUGUGCUUACACCUGCCCCGGAGUCGAAGAGAGCCUGGUCUACUCCAGGGCCUCCUGCUGCAACACGGACCUCUGCAAUGGUGCUUCGAGUCACCUCGCCAGCUGGGGGCUGCUGCUGGUUCUCAGCGUCUGGUGCUUCUACAGCAGCCGGUAGGCAGAGCUCAGCCCCACACAUGGAAUGAACUGCGGAAUUGAGUCCGGAGCUGGGUCGCAUCGCGCAGCUGCUGUGCUUUGUGGCUCUCCCGCAAGGAGAAGGGUUCCAGAAAGAGUGCCCACAGAUGUGCAGCCCUGGGGAGACACAUCAAUGGAGGUCCUUGCUGUCGUCCAGGAUGCUGUAUACAGACCGCUGGCCUGGAGAGCUGGCCGCUGCUGGCCUCCAGGUGCCAGGGCAAGUGGGAGGAAAUUGAAACUUUUUGAAAUUGUUACUGAGCUGGGAAUUGAGGCAGGUGCCUCAUUUUACUACAUCUGGCUCCUUAUACUCAUCCACCUCAGAGGACCUGGGCUUGCUUACCAAUGCCCUGAUGGGUCCUUAUCUACUACCUCCUGCUUCAAGUUGGGUCCAAAGACCAGUGGCAAAUAAAAACCCCCAUGCAAGAGCCUCCUGCCCAGCAGUGAGGUGGGGCAGCAGCCCAUCUGAGGCUGAGUCCUCUGAGCACUGAGUGCGUGGGGCAGCAAGUGCAGGCAAAGGCAGCUAUGCAGCCCCGUCCCAGGAUGCCCAGCCUAGGAUUCUCUUCUGGAAUGGCAUCAACCUCCAGAGGAAGCUCUGCCCAUAUGAACUCUAGUGAAACAUGGAGCAAAGAAACAUCCAGAACAGGGAGGGCAGGGGGUACUUCCACCAGCUGUGAGGACUUGGGCUUCCCAGCCAAGGCCUGAAAGUUACUUACCCUCGUUGCCCAUGGCCUGGCUAGCUGGCGGGCAGGCCCAGGACAGCCUGCCCAUCUCAUGCAUUUCACAGUCUCUAUUAAAGAAUGUUUAUUCCUUCCAGAGA